AAUCCAUCUGUACCCUGAAACCGUUGCAUGCUCAACUCAGAUCUAAUAUUACUCGAUAUCUUUGUUCUAUUGCCCCUUCUUCCGAUUUACUGAUGAAAAUGACGACUUGCCGUGUAUCAGCGAUACGGUUGUCGAGGAGCAUGAUAAAUAUAUCGAAGCAGAGGCAACAAGUAGACGCUUGCCGCCUGGCGAGUGUGCGUUCAAAUACUUCCAGGACUUUCUCUGUGAAAAAUAGCCCCACUGUCGCCUUUCAGCAAGAUGUUAAACUUGCCUCAAGGAUUGAACGCGCGGGUUCCAAAUUAUUCAAGGAUGCAGACGAGGCUGUAGCCGACCUAAAGAGUGGCACUACUCUUCUUAGCUCCGGGUUUGGUCUCUGUGGUGUUGCAGGUAGAAAAUAUCCCACUACUGAAGAAAUCGACCCAGACAUUGUAAAUGCUGGAAAAGAGACAGCUACUUUACUCCCGGGUGCCUCUACCUUCGAUAGCAGCGAGUCCUUUAGAAUGAUAAUACAUGGACGUGUCAAUUUUAGGUGCUUUGACAAAUGUCUAGGCUUUGCAAGUCAGUGCCAAUGGCGAUCUGACUAAUUAUAUGAUUCCUGGAAAGGCUUUCAAGGGAAUGGGAGGAGCUAUGGACCUAGUGUCCAAUCCUGACAAGACUAGAAUUGUUGUGACUACAACACAUGUCGCCAAGGAUGGUUCCCCUAAAACCGUGCAAAAGUACAGUUUACCAUUAACAGGAGCAAACUGUGUUAGCACAAUCAUCACAGACUUGGUAAGAAUGGAUUAUCAUGGGGCAGUAAGACAGUGAAGAUAGCUAACAGGUAAUACAGUGCGUCUUCCAGGUCGACCGCGCCAACGGUGGCCUCGCUUUGACGGAGCUGGCCCCAGGAGUGGGUGUUGAAGAGAUUGAGAGUAAAACGGGGGCAAGGUUUUCAAUUGCGGGCCAUUUGAGCGCCAUGGAAUAAAUAGAGCCUUGCACAAUUAUACCGCUUUUCCUUGCUCCUCUGGCCGUCGAAGUUGAAUGUAUCGAGUACAUCGUAGACAUGUUGCACUCUGUUCGGGGCGCUUCGCGCGAUUUGGAGGGCAAUGGGUCUCGGGUGUAAUCUACCCUCGCCACACUGGAGUUGCUCUCUACUAUUUUAUUCUAAUAUAGGGGCAAGCACAGACCACAAAGGCGAGAAAAUUCCCCAGGGUAAUUCUGACGGGGACGCGUAGCUACUAAGUGAGGAUAAGGGCAAAGAGAGAUCAAUAAAAGGACGGUGGCUGGUCUAGAGACGAGAGGAAUAGAGAGAGGCGCGAAGAGGAUGCGACGAAGAGGAU
Molecule: messenger RNA, 1319 nt
Organism: Pseudogymnoascus destructans
Lineage: Eukaryota; Fungi; Ascomycota; Leotiomycetes; Thelebolales; Thelebolaceae
Exons: 3
Coding region: 93-584 (163 amino acids)
Molecular function (GO): succinyl-CoA:3-oxo-acid CoA-transferase activity
Source: RefSeq, a predicted model, not a curated record